Molecule: messenger RNA, 2665 nt
Organism: Protobothrops mucrosquamatus (brown spotted pit viper)
Lineage: Eukaryota; Metazoa; Chordata; Lepidosauria; Squamata; Viperidae
Gene: ZNF704
Product: zinc finger protein 704
Exons: 9
Coding region: 1-1512 (503 amino acids)
Biological process (GO): regulation of transcription by RNA polymerase II
Cellular component (GO): nucleus
Molecular function (GO): RNA polymerase II cis-regulatory region sequence-specific DNA binding; DNA-binding transcription factor activity
Source: RefSeq, a predicted model, not a curated record
AUGCAAGCGCGGCGUCUGGCCAAGCGCUCCAGUCUGGGGAACCGGCGCUUGAACGCGGCGGGGCCGCCCUCGGCCGCGCAGCCUUUCCCGGAAUCGGGCGGCCGCGGCAUAGCGAAGACCGAAAACUCCUGGAGGCCGCCUCGGCGCGAGGGCUCGGCGGCCGCCCUCGAGGAGGAGGACGAAGAGGAGGACGUGGUGGUGGACGUCGAGGAGGACGACGACGCCGACGAGGCGGAAGAGCUGUCUGGGUCGGUAACCAGCAUAAAGCAUGAAAUGACCUGUGCAGCAUUUCAAAAGGAAGACCUAAAAAGUGAUCUAAAUCAAAAACUCUCAGAUCAGCAAUUUUUUGUGUUGGCUAUGAAGGAAGAAGAUUCAAAAACAGAGACCAAAAAACUUGGCAGAAUUCAUGAUCAUGAAAAAGAAAACACUCGUUCUAUCUGUCUUCUUGAACAGAAGCGCAAAGUUGUAUCUUCAAACAUUGAUGUGCCUCCUACAAGAAAAUCUUCAGAAGAAGUGGAUAUGGAUAAAGUCACAGCAGCUAUGGUUCUAACUACUUUAUCCACCAGCCCUUUGGUUCGCAGCCCCCCAAUCCGUCCUAAUGAAUCCUUAAAUGGAUCCUGGAAAGAAGGAGGAUUUGUGCCUUCCAGUACCAGCAGCAGUGGGUAUUGGAGCUGGAGUGCUCCAAGUGACCAAUCAAACCCAUCCACUCCAUCACCUCCCCUUUCUGCUGACAGCUUCAAACCAUUUCGAUUGCCAUCUCAAACUGACGAUGGCAUUGACGAAGCUGAAACUAGCAGUCUUCUUUUUGACGAACCUAUUCCUAGGAAAAGAAAGAACUCCAUGAAAGUAAUGUUUAAAUGCCUUUGGAAAAACUGUGGAAAGGUACUAAGCACUGCUGUUGGCAUUCAGAAACACAUCCGGACUAUUCAUCUUGGACGUGUAGGAGAAUCUGACUACAGUGAUGGAGAGGAAGAUUUUUACUACACAGAGAUACGUCUCAACACUGACUCAGUAGCUGAUGGAUUAAAUAGUUUAUCUCCAGUUUCACCCUCUCUAGCAUUUCUUCCUUCUUUUCCAUCCCAAGAUGUGAACAGAAGUGAACUGUCAUGUGCCAAAACAGAUGCUAAAGGGAUGACGCCUCUAAGCCGUUCAGCUCCUACCAACCUCUACCUCAUUCACUCUGACCAUGCUUACCAGGCCACAGCUCCUGUGAACAUUCCAGGGUCAGCCAAGUUCACUCCCAAUGGAAAAAGCUUUAGCAUCUCUUGGCAGACACCCCCUGUUACCUUCACUGGCCUUCCAAUUUCACCAACUCACACACGGCAUGUGGGGAUCGGAGAACAAAAGAACCAGGUCCAUGCGGUUCUUUCAUCACCACCUAGAGCAUCAGUGGGCCUCAGAAAACCUAGAGGAGAGGGCAAGAAAUGUCGCAAAGUGUACGGGAUGGAGAAUAGAGAUAUGUGGUGUACAGCUUGUCGUUGGAAGAAGGCCUGCCAAAGGUUUAUUGAUUGAAGCCCAGAAACAAUACAGAGUUGUGUAUAAUAGGGUUCCCUUGCUGCAACUGUGCAGUGUGACUCUUCCCACCUCAUUGAGCGCUAACGUCUAUAGAAGACUGGCACUCUAAAGCAAAUACAUUUAUUUCAAGGGGAAGGACUUCUCAAAAACCUAUAUGCAGCAAUAUAGGAAAAACUAACAAAAUCUUUACCAAGUUUUGAAUCAGGAGCAGCUAUAUGCAUCUUUCUUUAAAAGAACAGGAACAAAAUCUGUUUUUAAUACCUUGAACAACUCGCCUGUCAGGACAUUUGUCUUUCAUACUACAUCAUGAUCAGUAUUUCACCUUUGGAAUCACUUAAAGCCAAGAGUGAGUGAUGCUACUUUUCUUAGAAUGAAGUAAAUAAAACACAAAUACACAUGUGCAUACACAGACACACUAAACUUUAGAAAUAAGCUACGUUUUUCUCAAGAGCAGCUCUCCCAGAAGUGGUAAAUAAUUCUAUUGUGAACAGACUUGAUUCAGCGUCUGGUGCUUGUCCUUCAAGGAUAAUGGAAAGAUGCUUUGCUAAAGGGGCAAGAAAUUUAAGAGUAAUCUCAAACUCAGACCUGAAGGUUGAGCACCUCUUGUAUCUGUCCCAAAGAAGGCUAGUUGGGGUACAAUCACCAGCAGUCCUAAGCAAAAAACAAAAACCCACACAUGGGAAAGGAAUCUGAUUUUAAAUGAACUUGGAUUGAAAUCAGCAUACUUACCAUCAAUAUUUGGGUUCCAGGAUAUUUUCUUAGAAGCAAGUACUGAAAAAUGUACAUCUCACAGUGCUAAAGGCUCUGCUCAGACUAAUGGGCAGCCCAGAGGACUUCAUCAACAUUAAUCAGGGAUGUGAUCAACCCAUCAGCUUUUCCCUGCUUUUUAUGCCAUUAUUAGGUUAACAUUUUAGUUCAAACAGCAAAUUUUCACUUCAGGGGAUAGAAACUAGAAGGACAAACUGGUUUCCCACUUCCCGACAUGUAAAAUAUGAGUGCAGCAAAGCAGAUGUCUGUAUGUAAAAAAUUCCAUUUAUUAUAAAGUUCUUUCAAUAUCAGAAAUAAAAGCGUUCACGCUGGCUUGCACUUUCAUAGAUUUUUGUGCUUUAGUGUAAUUUAAUCUUUAUUUGGCCCAUGAGAUAGACUGUUG